Molecule: messenger RNA, 7446 nt
Organism: Heterocephalus glaber (naked mole-rat)
Lineage: Eukaryota; Metazoa; Chordata; Mammalia; Rodentia; Bathyergidae
Source: RefSeq, a predicted model, not a curated record
GCUGUGCGCCCCGCGGCCGGCGGGCGGCGGGCGGCGCGGACCGAACCGAGAGCGGAGACCGGCGCCGCGCAGAUGGCCGGGUCGAGCGAGGUCUGAGGCUCUGCUCCCCGAAACGUGACCAUGUGGAUCCAACAGCUUUUAGGACUCAGCUCCAUGUCCAUCCGUUGGCCGGGCCGCUCCCUCGGAAGCCAUGCUUGGGUACUGAUAGCCAUGCUGCAGCUAGCCGUGGAUUUCCCGUCCUGUGAGUCACUGGGCCCAGGCCCCGAGUUCUGGCUCAUGCCUCGCCCAGCCCAGCGGCCCCCGCGCCUGUGGAGUCUGCGGAGCGGACAGCCGUCCCGGCCCCCCACGCCCGUGUGGAGUCUCCGGGUCCCCCGUGUGGAGCGGGCCCAUGGGCAGAUGCAGGUGUCCCGUGCCCGGCGGGCCCACAGACCCAGGGACCAGGUGCCCUCCCCUGGGCGUGAAGGUGGCCUGGCCAAGCCCCCGGCCACCUCCAAAUCCAGCCCCUCCCUGGCCUCCUCGUCCUCACCCUCGUCCUCGGCAGGGGUGGCCGGCAGGGCGGCGGAGCAGCGACAGCUGAGGCGGGGCCGGAGGCACACGCAGGACCCCGCGUUCAACAGCUUCGACUUCCGGGGUGGCCGGCCCACCACAGAGACAGAGUUCAUCGCCUGGGGACCCACCGGGGACGAGGAGGGCCCUGAGGCCAACACCUUCCCGGGCAUGGACGGCCCCACCACGGCCUCCGUUCUGCAGACACGGAAGACGACAGUGGCCACCACGACCACCACGGCCGCCUCCAUCACGCAGACCCGGGGCCUCACCGCGUCCCUGGAGCCCUGGAGAAAGGUCGCCAUUGGGGUCAGCACAACGGAGCCUUCCCCCAGCCCCAGCAGCGACGGGAAGAACACCAGCCCACCACGGAUUCUGGGUGAGACCUCAGGUUUGGCUGUGCAUCAGAUCAUCACCAUCACCGUCUCCCUCAUCAUGGUCAUCGCUGCUCUCAUCACAACUCUUGUCUUAAAAAAUUGCUGUACCCAAAGCGGGAACACUCGGAGGAACAGCCACCAGCGGAAGGUCAACCAGCAGGAGGAGAGCUGUCAGAACCUCACUGACUUCACCUCGGCCCGGGUGCCCAGCAGCCUGGACAUCUUCACGGCCUACAAUGAGACACUGCAGUGCUCCCAUGAGUGCGUGCGGGCAUCCGUGCCCGUCUACACCGAUGAGACGCUGCACCCAGCGGGCGAGUACAAGUCCACGUUCAAUGGGAACCGCUCCUCCUCUGCCGACCGGCAUCUCAUCCCUGUGGCCUUCGUGUCUGAGAAAUGGUUUGAAAUCUCCUGCUGACUGGCCGAAGGCUUUUUACCUCCUGGGGCAGGGCAGACGCCAGGUGUCUGUCUCAUGGUACGUACCUCUCUCUGGACCUUCUUCCCCUCUGACCGCAUCAUCACGGCCCUGUCCAGGGCGGUGGGUUCUGGCAGCAGCAGCAGCACCUUGCGGAAUGCAAACCAGGGAGCUGGAGUCCAGGCCCCAGGUUGCAUUUGUCAGAGGCCCCCCCCACCCAUGGCCCUGUGGAGGAGUCACGGACACUUGCUUCCCAGGAGCAUCCCAGCUGCGCCUGUCAUCCUUAAGAGGGCACUGUGAUGGACCGGGGUGUAGCUCGGUGGCACAGGCCUGCCCGGCAGGCUCAAGGCCCUGAGUUCGAGUCCUAGUCUAAAAAAAACAGAAGAGGGCACCUUGAGUAGGGCCGGCCAGGCAGGAAAAAUCACCUCUGGAGACGGGUUCGGAUCACAGCUCUCCUCCUGCCCCCUGGCAGAGGCCAGGGCAGCGGCUGAGAGGCCAGGGUCCCACUCCCGAAGCACAGCUUUGCACCGAGGAGGGUACAAGGCAGAAUGAAAAUACAGUUUUGAAAUAUAAAAAUAAGAGAUAAGAAGGAGCAUGAUAAAGAAAGAAAGCGAAGAGUUGAGACAUCUACUAAUUUGAAGCCAGGGACCGGUACCAAAACAGGAUGAAUUUUCCACGCUCUGCUGGGCAGGAACAUUCGGUUUGCUUUCAGGGAUAUUAAGGUGGAUGCUCACGGCUCCGAGCGCCAGGUGCAGGGGGAGAGGGCUUCUUGGCCAGGAUGGCGCAGUGCAUGUUGCUGGUGCACGGGCUGCGAGCUCAACCCUGGGGUGAUUUGUUUUUCUUUGUGAUGUCGAUGGCAGGCUCCCUAGGGCCUCUCUUCUGUUCUUAGUGUCCCCGGAGGAAGUGGGCCCCUCUCCGGUCCUCCCCCUUCCAUGGGAGGGAGCCCUGGCUCUCGGGUGGGACAUCAGGGCUGAGCGGGCUCUGCUUCCUCGCCAAUCACUUCCUGCAUGGGAGAAUGAGCGGAGCCUGGCAUGGCCGGCGAGGGCUGUGGGGCCUGAAAGUGUCCAGGACUCGAUUUGCGCCCCUCAGCCAGGGCCCAGCAGCUGGCCGCGGCUGGAGUAGGAAUGAAUCGGUCAGUUCUUCCUCCCUGGGCUAAUGGAUCCCACGUUCACUCCACAUCCAAUCUCCAGCCCUCCUUCCCUGUCCUGAAGCCAGAUGUUCUGCCAGGGGGCAAGGAAGCGUAAUUGGAUUAGGCUGGAAAUGAGCAGUCCUUCGGAGGCCCUGACAGAGCCUGUGUGGGCCAGCGAGGAGCACGCAGGCCCAGCCCUUCCCUAGGGGAGGCAAGGGGACCACAUGUCUGCAGAGCUGGGGUCCCUGUCUGCCCGAUGUGGCUCGGCCCGUGACACUCCGGACAGCCCCCCUGGGCACUGCAGCCUUGUGGCAUCAGGACGCUUGCUUGUGAGCAGUGGAGCCAGCUUCCUGGUGAAGCCUGGGCCCAUCCCGGGGCCACAUGGCUGCACCUCUGUCUCAACUUAAAAAGUGCAUGCGUGUAUAGCAUAAUUCACUGACCUCAGGGAUGCCAGGUCAGUGUCCCUGGACUGGAGGGAACACUGGCGUUCCACAUGAGCUUUGCCAGGACACAGCCCCAGUGUGCACGUUCAAAUGGCAGCUCAUCGUCAGACACUCUGUGGAAGCUCAUUCAGUUCUCCCACCAUGCCAUUCACAGGGAAACAGGUUUGGGAAGGGAGUGACUUGGUUGGCAUCAGACAAAUUGUCAGCAGGUCCUGGGCCAGACCCUGCUGCAUCUCGAGCACCUCUGUCCCCAGGCUGAAGGAGAGCUGGGUGGGGUGUGAGACCAGGAUCCCCAGCUCAGCCCAUAGUCCAGAGGCUGCGGCACACCCUGGAGGGCCGGGGAACAGCUCCCAGGUGCCUGAGCCCGAGCCCAGGGUCUUCCUGCACACAGAGCAGAGCCACAGCACCGGCUUGUGCAAACAGAAUCGAUCCAGAAAACCCUCUGUCUCCUGUCUGCCUCUCCUCUCACCCCUCGGGCACCAAGACCACACAAUGAAUGGUGCCGGUAGCUCUGCCAGCCCAGACCCCAGAGGGCGUGUGAGAUGUGGGUACCACUUCCACAAGGGAAUGUCCCUGUGUCUGGACAGCUGGGGUCCCUCCCUGUGGACCCCGAGGGUCCGUGAGUGGAGUCGAGAAGGACCAAGAGCCAUCGAGUCCAACUUGCCCUGAGAGGGCUGAGCUCAGCCACUGCAUCUAUUGACAAAGCAGUGGUCCACUCCCAUGGCUCCUGUGGACAGGGACCAGGAGGGCUGUGCACACAGCCUUGUUCCUUAGUUCCUGGUAAAUGUUUCCAGAUAUCUCCCCGCCAGCAGACAGACUGUCACUCAUGGGGGUGAAAGUGUGCAGGCUCUCAGCAUCCCGAUUCUCCUAAUGAGUGCCUGGACAUGGCCGUGGAGCAGAGAGUAACUGGCAAUUAAUACUAAAAUGUGUAAUGAAGGUUUAAGGGCCGGUGGAGAUGUUUAUCUCUGACAGUGCUGUCCAGACUCCCCAAAUGCAUCUUUAAUGAUGACGGAGCAACCUGCCACCAAACGGCUCCUCGUCUUCAAAGGCCAACUGGUGCGCACGCGUGGAACCAAUGGUGGCCACGCCCGCUCCCUGCAGCCCAGCUGUCUGUGAUGCCCAGGCUCGGGGGCAGAUGUGCACCGUGCAGCCCUGAUGCACAUCUGCAGCAGACCCCACCCCAUUCCCAUCUGAGCCCACUUCUGCUCUGGGGCCAGGCCACUCUGGACAUACACAAAACGAAGCUGCCCUGCUUCUCCACCGAAGGGCACCUCGGACCCACACCCAACAGCGCCUCGUGGGCUCCUCUCGUCGUUUCUCCUGGAGCAAGUAAGCCCCAGAGAACCUCGUCCGUGUGACCUCUGCCCUUCCCACUCACCGGAGCUGCCUCAUUUCAAACAGAGCCACAGAGGCCAUAAAGGCUCUUGAAUCCAGAGCAAGUGAGAAACAAAUCACCAUGUUAUUAUUUUCAAAAAUCACAUCGAAGACAUAACUAAUAAAAAAACCCCAGGAAAUGCACCUGAGCCUUCCCACUUCGUUCUUUUAAAAAAAGCAUUAAUAGAAUAUCAAGCUUUUUGUAAUUCAAAGGAACACUCUUUUUCAAGGCGACACCCGGGCCCUCCUGGAGUGGAGUCUCUGAGACCAGGCACCAGGAAGACUCCGGGGCAUGUGUCCUCUCAGGUCUCAGAGAACUGCCGCAGUGGCUGCGGUGCCCAGGGACCUGGUGGCCGUCCUUGUGCUCUUUCCAGAAGCAGACCCGAGCCCUGACCCCAGUGAGUGGCAGGGCUGUCGCCGCUGUCUCCUUCUGGGCAGCAGAGGGCAGGACCUACCCCAGAUCCCAUCUCCUGGGUCACUCUGCAGCGAGCGCGCCGCUUCCUGCCUUGGCAGCUGAGGAGUCUCCAGCCUGGGGUCCUUGCUGCCCCCAGCCUCUGCCCCCUGCCUGGGCUCCUGUCCUCUGACUGUGCAGCCCUCGCCCAGAGCCUUUGGAACACCAACCUAAGCACUUCCGGAGCCGAAGUUGGAACAGUAGGGUCGGGCAAGAACUGAGGGAAGCUGCAGCCUGGGAUCCUCCUCCAGGCCAGAUGCUGAGAGAGCGCCCUGCCCUAUAAGGGAGUCACACCCUCUGCUUUGAAGUGGCCAUUGCGGAUACAGGGUCAGGUCCCUCUGCCUCCUCCUCCUCCCCUGCCUCCCUCCCUCCCUCCCUCCUUCCCUCCCUCACCUGUGGACCUGGAAGAUACUCCUUUCCCCACAGGGCCAAGCUAUGGUGAUCUCAGGGCCCUGAGCCCCUCUGCCAUGUGACGCCCUGCACCCACCUCUAAGGGGCAUAGAAAGAAGGGUCAAGCCUAGAGGAUUCCUCCUGGGGACCAGGACAAAGCUCCCUUUUGGACACCGAUCUCCUCUCAGCUUCCUCCAGGCAGGCACAGAGCUGGACUCCCAGGAGCCAAGGCUGGCCUGGUGGGGGCUCCUGUUCCGGGGGAGUAUGUGCUCAUGGGGUCACACACACGUGCAGCUAAAAGCGACUGCGGGUUGUCCACACCUGAGAAGUAACAGGAUGGGAUAGGAGUGGACAGAGUAAACAGAGCCACAUCCAAGAAGGGAAGGGGCCUGAGAAGCCCAGGAGCCCAAGGCUGAGAUCUGCGGUCCGGAGCAGGCAGCAGCAUGGAGCUUAGAGAGGAAGAAGGAGUGGGAAGGAGGGCAGAGCCGGGCUCUGGCCCGGGUAUUCUGUUCAAGGUCGGGAUCAAGGACUGAGCAUCGGCUCCCCAGGAAACCUUUCUCCGGGAGGCAGAGCCCCUGGGUGACAUGGGUUCCAGCCCUGGACACACCUGAGUGGAAGCUAGGGUCCAUUAAUAACCCAGGACCGGGGACGGGACAGCAGCCGAAACCACAGACCGUCUAGGCGGCCACCAGGAGCAGGGUUAGCGUCACCAACUUCGCCUUUAGUGAAUCCAGUGUAUUUUUCUUUUUAAAAAAUAUUUUCCUUUAUGGUAAAAUAUGCAUGGCAGAAAGUUUGCCAUUUUGUCCAUUUUUAAGUGUCCGGGUUACAGUGCUGUGUGGGCCUCACCACAUCCGCCUCCAGAACCCGUUCAGCACCCACAUCCCAGCUCUGUCCAUUAAACCCUGGCACCUCUCCCCAGAGCCCCGCGACCACUGCCCGUCUCUGUGAUCAUGCGCUCAGGGUCCCUCCCGUGCAUUAUCUGUCCCCACACUUUUAACAUUCAGAACCUUUGCACGGAGAGGGUGUGUGGGAGGGGUGGUUCUCUUGGGGUUUCUGAAACCUUUCCUCCCUCCACGUCCGGGAAAUGUGGAGGUUGGGUGGGUGAGGUCACUGGGGUAAUGCUACCAAGAGGGGUCCGUGCUCAUGUGACAGGAGGUCCCAUUUCUUCAUGCAUGGUGGCACCAGUGCCCCAGCAGGUGGGUGUUCUCACAGCAGCACCAGUCUGGGCCUCUUAGAGCUGCCCAUUUGGGUAUCACUUGGGGCGACAGGCAGGCUGAGGUGACACUCAGGGGUCUGGCCCUUGUGGCCCAAACUGGGAGGCCUCGGAAGGAGCCUGCCCCCAGUCCUGCAGAGCUGGGGCUCCAGGAACAACAAGGAGCCAGCGCUGAGCAGGAGCAGCUAUGCUGGGGCCACCAGCCAUGCCGGCCAAGCCUGGCAUGCAUCUUGGGUCCUUCACCUUGUCCCACCUGGUGGCCUGCAGCCCUCCAUCUCCCUAGUCAUGGGGUGGAAGAAUGCCACACCCUUGUCGGCUGGGGACAGCUGUUCCCCAUCUGGCUGUCCUUGGAUUGACUUCCUGGAGAGCUCUUAGACACAUGUUCACAGGCCCGGCUGGGAGGAGGCUCUGGGCCUCCACAGUUGCCCGGAGUCAUUUCUGAGUGGAUCUGAAAGUGAAGGGUGGAGCCUGUCUGGCCACCCGAGCUCCAGCUGAGGGCUUCUCCAGACCUCAUCCAGGGACCCUUGACACCCCCACCCUCUUCCUCACCUGCAGGAUGUGUGGCAUUUCCUUUCUACCGGCAGCCAUGGGGUGCCGGGGGCAGCUCUGAGGCACCCAUCCCCAUACCCUAGGUGCCCUUUGAGUACACCUGUCCACCUGCAGAGCUGGGAUGGGCUCCAGUCCCUGUCCACACCCAGGAGCCCUGGUACCCUCUGAUGCCUGGCCCAGGCUGACCUGCUGGGUCCCUACUGCUGGGGGACUGAGCCCCUUACUUCCUAGGGCACCCACAGGCUGGGGUGGCACCCCUUCCCCUGCACCUGCUGCAGGCAGCUCACCUGGCCUAUGUACAUACAGGUGAGGCAGGUAUAACCUGCCUCCUCUCUCCAGCAAGGCCUCCUCCCGGGGAGAGCCAGGGGGUUCUUCUGUUGUGACCCAUGAGUUUCUCCCCAUCCCUGGCCGCAGGGAGCUCCAGUUCUCAGGUGACACCUUCCCUUUCCUGACCACCCGGGCAUCUGCUGGCCGAGCAGGAGGGCACUGGGCUCUGCAUGUGGCGGGGGCCCCACAGCCUGGCCAUGCCUGGCCCCACUGGCAUUUAAUCUCUUUUUGU